CUGGCGUCCAGGGAGCUGCUUGAAGUGCGUAUCCAGGACGGAGCGGGCUGGCUGGCCGACUGAGCAGGGGGAAGGAUUAUCAGAGUUGGCAGCGGGCGUUGCCUGCAGUCUUGGUAAUCUGGCAAGAUGUUUAAUAAGUCGCAGUUUGGCACUCCCACCUUCGGCAACACCAGUGGAUUCACUACUUCAGCGUUCGGGCAGAAUACUGCAACUCCAGGGUUUGGUGGAUUUGGUGCGGCCACAGCUGGAUUUGGUACAGCCACCAAUACUGGUGGUGGACUCUUUGGUAACACUCAAAACAAGCCAGGAGGUCUGUUCGGCUCCAGUAGUUUUGGACAACCAGCAACUUCAUCCACCAACGCUGGCUUUGGUUUUGGCACGUCGACGUCCAACAGCCUGUUUGGGGGCACGAGCACCGGGGGCCUGUUCUCCAAUCAGCAGAGCAAUGCCUUCACUCAGAGCAAACCUGCUGGAGGCUUUGGAAGUUUUGGAGCCAGCACGACGGGCGGUGGCCUGUUUGGGACCACCAGCACCGCCUCUAAUCCUUUCGGUGGGACCUCUGGGACCUUGUUCGGGGGAACCACCUUUAGCACUGCUGCUCCUACUGGAACCACGGUUAAAUUCAAUCCUCCAACAGGCACAGAUACAAUGGUGAAGUCUGGAGUCAGCACCAACAUUAGCACCAAGCACCAGUGUAUCACAGCCAUGAAGGAAUACGAAACCAAGUCACUGGAGGAGCUGCGUUUGGAGGAUUACACAGCUGGCCGCAAAGGGCCUCAGGCACCCCUAGGGGGCGGUGGUGGUCUGUUUGGCACUUCGACGGCUACAUCCAGUGCCGGCACUGGGCUGUUUGGAGCCACUCCAGCCAACCCAACCGGAGGCUUCAAUUUUGGACAGAAUAAAACUGGCUUCGGAGCAAACACUGGUCUCCUUUCCCAAGUGGGUGUGCUGGGGACAGUCUGUGGGUCCAGUCUUCAAAAAACAGGUACUGGUGCUUUCGGCACAGCCACCGGUGGCCUGUUUGGUCAGCCGCAGCAGCAGGCUAGCACAGGCCUCUUUGGGAGCAAACCUUUUGGACUGGCCACCACCACACAGAGCACUGGCUUUGGUUUCGGCACAACCAACACCCUGGGUCAGCCCAACACCAGCAGCAUGAGUUUAUUCGGGACUGCCCCGGUCUCGCAGUCAGGAGGGAUUUUUGGAACCAGCACCAACACCAGCACCGGGAAUGCGUUUGGCGCAGGGGGUGGUCUCUUUGGCAAUACCAAUGCUGCUUUCACCAACGUCAACAAUACCCUGUUUGCUAACAAACCUGCUGGAUUUGGAACUGCUACAACGAGUGCUUCUGCCUUCGGCACAGCUGGUGCUGGCCUGUUUGGUAACAAGCCGAACCUGACUAUUGGAGCCAACGCCAAUACGUCCAACUUUGGAUUUGGCGCAACCGCAGCAACCGGUGGUCUGUUUGGGAAUAAACCUGCAACUGGAGCACUCGGAACAACGCUAGGAGGUGGAUUUGGAUCAGCUCUGGGUGCUGGGCAGACCUCCUUGUUUGGAAGCACUCAGCCCAAGUUGGGCACCACUCUGGGAGCCGGAACAUUUGGAACAGGAGCCUUCAAUGCACCCAAUGCCGGAGUGGGAUUUGGAACACCUCAGGCCCCUGUCUGCCUGACUGACCCGAAUGCCUCAGCCACGCAACAGGCUGUUUUACAGCAGCAGCUCAAUGCUCUGGCCUACACCCCUUUCGGAGAUUCUCCACUCUUCAGAAAUCCCAUGGUUGAUCCAAAGAAGAAAGAGGAGCGAUUGAAACCCACAAAUCCAGCAGCCCAGAAGGCACUGACUACCCCCACCCACUAUAAGCUGACUCCCCGCCCUGCCACCAGAGUACGGCCAAAAGCCCUGCAGGCCACUGGCUCCUCCAAGUCCCAGCUCUUUGAUGGACUGGAUGAUGAUGAACCUACAUCUCUAUCGAAUGGCACCUUCCUGCCCAGGAAGAGCAUCAAGAAGCUGGUACUGAAGAGCAUGAAUAACUCUACUCUGUGCUCGCCUGUACUCUGCAAGGAACCAAAUGAUUUGGCCUCACCAUCAGACUAUCCAGAGAAUGGAGAGAAUGAGCAAGAAUGUCGGUUGGAGAGAGAGGAUAAUGACCAGCAGGAGGUGAAUAAAUGCUACACCAACACCAUAGUCAAACCGAUCCCACAGACACCCGAGGGUGUAAACAGCAACAGACACCAGAACUCCGCUAUGGACGAUACCAUCACUGAGAUGAACUUGAGGAACAAGCUGCGAAAUGGCAUAUUGGAAGGCAGCAGUGAAGAUCCAUGCUACAUCGAUGGGUCCCUGAGUGUGGAGAGGGAGUCUGAGAUAGAUGACAGUUUACCACCUCAUCCAGCAGGCAUAGUGCUGACUCGAGUCGGUUACUAUACCAUCCCCUCCAUGGAUGAACUGGCCCAACAACUGAACGAGAAUGGAGAAUGUAUCGUGGAGAACUUCACCAUUGGCCGCAAAGGUUACGGGUCUAUAUAUUUCCCUGGCGUUGUGAACUUAACCAACAUGAACUUGGAUGAGAUUGUGCAUGUCCGCAGGAAGGAGGUGAUUGUUUAUCUCGACGAUGAGAAAAAGCCCCCGGUGGGUGAGGGCCUGAACAGACGAGCUGAGGUAACGUUGGAUGGAGUCUGGCCAACUGACAAGACCACUCGCUGCCUGAUCAAGUCGCCUGAGCGCCUGAUGGAGAUGGGUUUUGAGGAGAGACUGGAGAGCUCAUCGCGGAAGCAGGGCGCUCGCUUCCUGGAGUACAGGUCUGAGACUGGCUCCUGGGUCUUCGAGGUAACACAUUUUUCCAAGUAUGGGCUUCAGGAUUCGGAUGAGGAGGAUAGUGAACAGACUUCAAAAGCUGAAACCAAGAAGAUGAAGACAGCAGCUCUUCCUGAUCAGCAGGCAGCCCAAAUCUGCAAGCCUGUCAAGAACCUGCAGCUGGAGAGCCCACUGAUGCAGCAGCUGGGGCGUGUGACCGAGUUUGACAGCGAUAUGGCUGACAUCACCCAGGAGCCCAUGCCGGACAGUUUACUGGAUGAGGACAUCAGUGAGGACCAGGAGCUUGUGUCCGCUUCCAGCAACAUUGCAUCCAGCUUGGGCAUCAACCCCCACUCUCUUCAGGUAAUGAAGGCCUCGCUGUUGAGUGAGGAUGAGGAUGUAGAUAAAAUGCAAAAUCAGCACUUUGCACAUUUGACAGCUGAUGACCAUUGCCAGCGGAUGUUACCACGGCAGAUCUUGCUAAAGCAAGGGGAAAGAUCAAAAGGUCUGGGUGGAGGCAUGUUUUAUUGCUCCUUUCCAAAGAAGUUCCUGCCUUUCACUGUCCACCAGGAGCAGAGACAGCAGCACUCUCCGACUGCUGUGGAGAUCCUUCGCUCACCGCCCCUUCACCCCUGGCCAGUGGCAGGCCAGCUGCCCUCCACAUUCAGUGUGCCCAGCCAGCUGCCAGAGUUGCAGCUGAAGACAGUGGGGAUUAGACAACACCAGAGGCUGGUGCCAAUGGAGCAGUCAGUUACUAACGGCAAAGGGAAGCUUCUGAUGGACAUGGCCCUGUUUGCAGGACGCUCGUUCCGGGUGGGCUGGGCACCCAACUGCACACUCUGUCACAGUGGCCAGCUACUGAGUCAUGUGACAGAAUACGACACUGACCCAUGCAGUGUGGAGUAUAACUUCUUUCCAAAGCCAGCAAAGAUCAAACAUGUUUCAGAGCUUCCUUUCAAGGUGCAUGUGGAGAAGGUGAUGUUGAAGGAAGAGCGAGCGAGACAGGAUUUGUCAUUGUACACAGAGCAGCUGGAGAUUGCUCUGCGCUACAGCCAUGUGGGCACGGAGGGCAGCUGCCCGUUUGUUGAACCCCAGCAGGGGGUGGAUGCUCUGCACGAGUAUGCAGCUUGGAUCCAGGAGGCUGAAGACAAGAGUGAAUACACAGAAGGUAUUGUGAGAGGCUGGUCGUUAGCAUGGACACUGUGUGAGGCUCUCUGGGGUAACCUGAAGGAGCUGGAAGCUGCCUUUUCCGAGCCGAGUCCAUACAUCCAGCAGCUGGAGCGCAGGAAAGCGUUCUCCCAUUGGCUCUCUCGGACUGCAGAGGAGAGGAUCGAGGAGGAGGUGGCUGUGUCUCAUCACAUGAGUCAUGUGGAUGCUGUCUUCAGCUAUCUAACUGGGAAGAGAAUCAGUGAGGCGUGCAAACUUGCACAGCAGUCAGGGGAUCACAGGCUAGCCCUGCUGCUCGCUCAGGCUGCUGGUGGCCAGCAGGUCAGAGAGCUGCUCAACCUGCAACUUGCUGACUGGAACCAGAUGAAGGCUGAUCCCUUCAUCCAGGAGGAGAGGCUGAAGAUCUUUGCUCUUCUGGCUGGGCAAGCAGUGUGGGUAUCUUCAGAGGGUUACAUUAACGUCUGCUCGCAGUUGGAUUGGAAACGCUGUCUGGCUGUCCACCUUUGGUAUAUGCUGCCUCCCAGAUCCUCCAUUGCUGAUGCUCUCAAUGUGUAUAGUGAAGCCUUUCAGGGCAGUGAGGCCGUCCAGAAGUAUGCACAGUAUCCACUGCCUCCCUACCUGGAAGGUACAAACAUUGACCUCCUAGAAGCUUCUGAGAACGAAGAGGACGAAGCCCCCCAUCAGGACAUCUGUUACCAUUUACUGAAGUUGUACAGCGACAGGCACUAUGAGCUGCACCCACUGCUCAAUCCCAGGACUGUGACAGCUGACUACUUGGAUUACAGAUUGAGCUGGCACCUAUGGAUGGUGCUGCAGGCAAUGAACUACACUCACCUAUCGGAGAAACAUCAGACCAUGGUGCACACCAGCUUCGCUGCUCAGCUCGAGGCAGUCGGCCUCUGGGAAUGGGCUAUCUUUGUACUCCUGCACAUUCCCGAUGCUCAGCAGCGAGGGAAUGCAGUGCAGGAGCAGCUAAACCGACAUUGCUCUUUGGAUGAGACACAGGAGCAGAAGGUGAAAGAGUUGUUUCUGCAGGAGAAGCUCGGUAUCCCAGCAGAGUGGAUCCACAGUGCCAAAAGCCUGAGGGCUCACAGAGACGGUGACAUCCACAAGGAGGCACUGCACCUGAUCGAAGCAGGCCAAUGGAACAAGUGUCACCAGCUGGUGGUCCGGUACCUUGCAUCAGAUGCCAUUAUUAAUGAAAACUACAGCUACCUGAAAUAUUUCCUGGAGAGGCUGGCCAUACCAGAGUGCAGCUUACAGAUCCAGGACUGGGAGACUGCCGGAGCUGUCUUCUACGACUACAUCUGCAUCAUGGAAACAGUGCGAGGAAUUGGCGAGGUGGAGAAUCCAACUUACGAGCUGGAGAAAAUUCACAACGAGGUGAUGUCCCUGUGCAGCCGGAUAGAACUGAUCGAAUGUUUCUCAGCCAAAGAUCGACUGGCUCAGUCUGACAUGGCUAAACAGAUAGCUAACAUGCUGCGCACUGUGCUUGGGCUCCAGCACAGUGCAGAGUCACCUGGGGACAGAGCCCCGAGUCUCCAGCACGUUCCCCUCCGCCUGCUCGCUCCUUACAUCCGCAAGCUGCCUAUGCCUGAAGACUAUGCCCUGGAGGAACUGCGCAGCCUGACUCAGAGCUACCUGCGGGAGCUGGUUAUUGGCCCUUAACCUCCUACCCUGUAGACAGGGUGAGGGAACCGUUCAAUGCAUUUGGCGCCAGUGCACCUGUCCCUUUGAGCUCAAGUUCCUCCGACAAAUGCUGCCGUGAGACCCGGAUUCUUCACUAGCCACUGUUAUACAGAGGAAUCGUUUCAAGACCUUUGCGAAAACCUGGAGAGGCAGUUUCCCAAACAUGGAUUGUGUCCCAUAUAACAAAGUUACAAGGGGCCACGAGACUCGCAUGUUGGUGGGAUGUUAUGGCUUUUCUUUCUAUUUUGAUACUUCUCUGUUAAGUAAUUAAGUGGACAUGCAAUGUUGAUAAAAGAUCAGCAGUGACUCCCUUUCUCUCUCUCUCCCCCGCCCCGGCCCACCCCACCCCAAUAACAGAAACACUUGUCGAUAUUGGGCACUGAUUUUGCUUAAAGCCAUCUAGUUAAAUAUGCAGCCGUUUUGAGGGAUCAAACACAAUAACCAUUGUUCUUUGUGAGUUGCAUUUUGCCCUGCUGCACAAUCUAAAAGUUAGAAUGAUAUUGGGCAUAUGUUGGAGGGUGGUCCCUCUGUGGUACGUAGCAUCUCGACCCUAGGUGAGUCUCUGGGCUGUCCAGCAGUUCAGUAACUGUACCCCUCUAGUGGUAGCUGGUCCCCAAUGGACCGGGAAACUGGUGCUUUUGAGAUUCUGUUUAGAGGCAAAGCAUCCGAGAAACUGCUUGGAUUUGCUUGUUUUGAGUUACAACUUUCAACACUCUUUCCCCCACAUUGUUUUCCUCAUCCCUCAGAAAGGCCUGAUUGCUUUGUGGUAUCCCUCAUACUCUGGUUGCUGCAACCAGUCUCUCUGCAGUGGGAUAUGAAGGUCUGUGGGCUUUAAAUUUCUGUUGGUAUGUCUCUGGGCUCUGAUUUUCUGAUCAUCGUCCCACCUUGCCCACCAUCCAGAGAGAAAUUAAUCAUCUAGUUAGUGUCGAAGCGAGUCUGUAAGGGAUCGGUGUUUAUGUUCCUCUGCGCGCUUCCCUGCAGGGGUAGAAUGCAGGUUGGAGCUCAGCUUUAUCCCAGAUCCAGUCUGAGCUGUAGGUGUUCAACCCCCUGCCCCCAUUGGUCCAUCAUAAAACCUCAGGUGGUAGGAACGUUCAUACAGAGUUGGAGGGCUUGGCCCAGCUAAAGCACACACCGUUUUCUGAGGAAGGUCUUUGGGUUUGAAUGAUCCUGUUGUUUAGUGUGUUAAAUACAUCAAACUUGAAUAAUGUUUGCGAAAUCACCUGUGAUAUCGGUGUAACAGGUCAGAACGAGAGGCUCGCUCUCUCUCGAACCCACAGCUGUCCAUAACCACAGUGAGACUGUCAAAGUAUAACCAUGGACUCUGUUUACAACUGCAACUAAUUAAAUCUUUUAUACAAGUGGAAUUGUAGGUAACUAAAGAGUCACCGAGGAGAGUCCAGUGUUUUUUUUCCUGUACCCAUUUAUCUCUCUCCUGCUACGUUCUAAUGACGUUGCAGCCCGGGGGGUCACUAUCAUAAAGCACAAUGGUGACAAUGGAGUGGGCCCCUAGUAACCCUGGGCAGGGAUGUGGAGUUGGGAAACAGCUGAGUUUCAGCACCUGAUGCUGCCUGGUGAGUUCAGUUAGGUCCCCACUGUGCCUUCCUCUUCACUGGGCAAGUUCAGCUCACGUGGGCCUGGGAUGGAGUCGUGCCGUGGGGGUAGCAGUCUGCUCAUUACAUACUAUAACCAUCAACAUUGCCCAAACAUCUCAAUAUUAAAUGAAGAAAGUGUAUUAAAUACAAAUCUAAAAGUUAGAAGGAUAUCGGGCAUAUGUUGGAGGGUGGUCCCUCUGUGGUACGUAGCAUCUCGACCCUAGGUGAGUCUCUGAGCUGUCCAGCAGUUCAGUAACUGUACCCCUCUAGUGGUAGCUGGUCCCCAAUGGGCUGGGAAACUGGUGCUUUUGAGAUUCUGUUUAGUGGCAAAGCAUCCGAGAAACAGCUUGGAUUUGCUUGUUUUGAGUUACAGCUUUCAACACACUUUCCCCCACGUUGUUUUCCCCAUCCCUUGGAAAAGCCUGGAUUGAUUUCAGCUGUGCUUUGCAGUAUUCCUGAUACUCUGGUUGCUGCAACAAUUGUUGGAACAUUCCCCUCAAACAUGUGUCGAGCGAGCCUUGAGGAACUUCGGAAGGUUUCCAGCGGGAAUGAAUUUCUCUGCUUUUCUUCCUGUUCCUAAGUCCUGAGACCUGAUUGUAAACACCAACGCAACCAGCCCCACCCAGACCAACAGUGACACUGACUUCCAGGGACGUGUGCUUUUGUGUUUACGAGGAAGAUGUCACCUGAAAACAGAAUGACUCCAUAAAUGAAUCUGAGAGAGACAGCAUGGGCUCAGUAACAGCAGCACUGCAUUAACUGGCAAAGCCAUGGGAUAAAUAGGCAAAAUCGUGGAAGUUUACUACUUGACUUUAUUUGAGAAGAUUAUCAUUGGGGGGGUUGCAAUGUUAUUUACUCCUGAUAUCCUUCAGAAACAUUCUUCCCCACCCUGCGCUGUGAACUGAGGUUUCUCCUUGUUGAGAUUUGGCCGGUGUGACACUGGCAGGGGCGGGGGGGGGGGGGGGUGGUUGCUGAUAACCCAAAGGGUUUUUCCACUACCCCUAUUACUGUCCAGCUCCCCAAGACCAACUUGGUUUGAGGAAGAGGGAAAGGGAGUGAGAGUAAGAGAUCAGGUCUCCAGUAAUCUCUAGUGUAACUGUUGGGAUAUUUUACACCACAGAUAUAACUAUACUUGAGGCAAGGGCAGCUUCAGACUAGUGAUACAGCGGCAGUGUGUAAGCAAUCGAAUGUUGUUUCCUUUGAUCUCACGUGAGGUCUGUGUGCAUGUGUGAAUGUAUAUUCUUCAGCUGGCAGAGUGCAAGAAAUCACAGUGUCCCCAGGUAGUUUCUCUCAGUACAGCGAUUUCUGGGCUCAGCCUUUUGUUAUCCUAUUCUAAAAGAGGGGUCAUCGCUCUUUCUGCAUCUGUUUUCGGUUUUGGUCUGUUGGUGGGAGUGUGUGUGUGUGUGUCAUGUGAUAUAAUUUGCAUUGAAAUUUUUUUAAUAUUAAAACAAAUUGAAAAUAAAGUAAAUUCUCAUAGAUUGAGUAUUCUUUUUAAACAUUUUCUGUAGGAGUGGGGGAAACGCAGUAUUUUUUAAUAAAUGUGCAAAUUUGAGUGAA
Chiloscyllium plagiosum (whitespotted bambooshark) is the source of this 8795-nucleotide messenger RNA. RefSeq names its product nucleoporin 98 and 96 precursor (gene nup98). Gene Ontology annotation, biological process: post-transcriptional tethering of RNA polymerase II gene DNA at nuclear periphery; RNA export from nucleus; protein import into nucleus. NCBI's taxonomy places the organism in Eukaryota, Metazoa, Chordata, Chondrichthyes, Orectolobiformes, Hemiscylliidae. The record is from RefSeq and is a predicted model, not a curated record. Gene Ontology annotation, molecular function: RNA binding; structural constituent of nuclear pore. Gene Ontology annotation, cellular component: nuclear pore cytoplasmic filaments; nuclear pore.